AGUUGGAUGCCGUCUCGUGUUUUUUUUUUUAAUAUGUAACAAGGAACAAUCCAGAAAGAGGGAAAAGGGGCGGGCUUCGAUCGAGAUCGCCUGAGGAUAAUUCGUGCCCCUUGCGAUCUUGAUUCUUCUUCCUGUUCAUCGCAUUUUGGAUCUGGCUACCGACGUCGAUUGCUGGACCUUCUUCCCGUCGUCGUCGAUGUUAAUCUUCUAAUCCGAGGCAAAAGCUUGGAUUUUGUUUUGAGGCGGAGAUUGUUCUUCGACGCGAUUGAUUGGUUUCUCCUUCGGAGGGAUUUUCAGAUAAAAUUUUGCUAGGUUUUUCGUUUCCAAUUUCGCCAGAUUGGGGGAAAAGAUGGCGUCCUCUGCGUUGAAGGCUGCGGCGGAGGUGGUCGGGCGUGCAGCGCGUAAGCAGGCUCUGACGCUGACCGAUGCGGCAGCGGCGAGGAUACGCCACCUGCUCGACCUCCGUCAGCGACCGUAUCUCCGGCUCGGCGUCAAGGCCCGCGGCUGCAAUGGUCUGUCUUACACCCUUAACUACGCUGAUGAAAAGGCUAAAUUUGAUGAACUGGUGGAAGACAAGGGUGUCAAAAUACUAGUUGAUCCAAAAGCUCUUAUGCAUGUAAUUGGAACGAAGAUGGAUUACAUUGACGAUUCACUGAAGUCUGAAUUCAUUUUCAUAAAUCCUAACUCGAAAGGGCAAUGCGGAUGCGGAGAAUCCUUUAUGACAGCAAGCAAGGCUCCAAAUGCUAAACCAACUCAUCAAUAACACUAUCCUAGUUAACAGGUCUUGAAUGUUAUAGUUAUCGACUUACUAUUGGCAUCAAACAGUUGAAGGCAACCUACUCGACUCAAGUUUGUUUUUUCAUGUCGGAUAAGAUUUAUAACUCCAUUUGUUUCCUUAUUAUACAGUUGCAUCAUGCCAAAGAGAGAUUUUGUGUGUGGAUAUCAUCAUAAGGAUCUUGAUAUGAUAGAAUGACAUUGAGGUAUUUCGCUAUUAUGCGGCGUCUGGUGAUAUGUAAGCGACUAAGGAUCUCAGUUAUACCUCAAAGAGCAUUCCUAAAGUUUCUAAACUAA
Zingiber officinale is the source of this 1071-nucleotide messenger RNA. RefSeq names its product iron-sulfur assembly protein IscA-like 1, mitochondrial. Gene Ontology annotation, molecular function: 2 iron, 2 sulfur cluster binding. Gene Ontology annotation, cellular component: cytoplasm; mitochondrion. The record is from RefSeq and is a predicted model, not a curated record. Gene Ontology annotation, biological process: iron-sulfur cluster assembly. The coding region runs from base 350 to 763 and encodes 137 amino acids. NCBI's taxonomy places the organism in Eukaryota, Viridiplantae, Streptophyta, Magnoliopsida, Zingiberales, Zingiberaceae. The transcript has 5 exons.